UCGUUAUUCUCCAAACUCAGUCAAUACAGGAGAAAGCAUCUUGAAAACAGCGCUCCUUUAGGAUUCCCUUUUCUUGUCUCAGUUUGCAAGAAAUACUGGAAUUAUUGUAUUUGUUUCGUCUUUUUUUUGGAGUCUUAUUAUACUAGAAUGGAAAUUGAUCAACCUGUUCAAGCUGGCCCUGUGAAAGAUGAAAAUUUCAUUUCAAAAUACCAGGAUGCUGGUGCUGUCGUGAGUAAAGCCUUCCAUAAACUUGCUCCUCUUUUUGUUCCCGGUGCUUCUGUUCGUGAAUUGUGCAGUUUAGGCGACCAAUUCAUCGAAGAAAUGGUUGCUUCUAUGUACAAGUCGAAGCGAUAUGAAAAAGGUCUUGCUGAACCCACAAGCGUUUGCGUCAAUAAUUGCGCUUUCAAUUAUUCUCCAGGAUCUGAAACAUUAGUGAACAAUGUCGAUAACAGUUAUCAUCUCCAAAUUGGCGAUGUAACAAAAAUUGCAAUGGCUUGUCAUAUUGAUGGUUAUACUGCUAGUCUUUGUCACACUGUUGUUGUGACUCCUCCACCUCAACCCGGAAUGGGACCUUACAUUGGCCCUGGAGCUGAUGCUCUCUGCGCAGCCCAUUUUGCUACCAAGGCAGUUGCGAAUAUGAUCUCCAAUGUGGAUCCUUCGAAUCCGGUUACCGGUCCUAGAUUGCGUAAGGUUGUGGAAGAUGUUGCUGCUCAAUUCCGUGUUCACGUGGCUCCUGGAUCUCGCAUUCGUCGAAUUGACAGAUACCUUGUUGGACAAAUAACUAUUGAUCAACUCGAGGGAGGAAAAAAUACAAAGGCUGUAGUUGAAUGGCCUGCUCCGGAAGAUGAUGCAGAUAAACAGGAAGCGUCUAAGGACCCUUUAGAUCCUGCUGGUGGUUUGCUGGAGGAUUUGAGCAACUGGCAUGUUAUGCCAAAAGAAGCUUGGCUUAUCGAUAUUUCCAUGUCUUCCAAACCAAUUGAUCACCUCAGAGAGCAUCCAGAUUUGAAACCUACAAAUUACAUACAUGAUGUUAAUGUCUUUUAUAUGUUAAAAUUGAAAGCUGCUCGAGCUUUACUGUCUGAGGUUAAAGAAAAGAAAUCCGUUUACCCCUUUCACAUCCGUUCUUUAACCACAGAACGAAACCUUUUAGGUUUGAAAGAAUUAGUGGAUAGACACAUUCUUGUUCCCUAUCCAGUAAUGGUUGCGUCUCCCUCCACUCUCAUUGCACGCGAAGAGUUAACAGUUAUUGCUAAGCCCAAUCCUUCUACCGAUUUAUUCUGUUUGACCGUACCAACUCCACCUAGUUAUGUAAAGAGUGACUUUUCCUUAGUUGAAGGAACAGAUGCAUUCAUGUUUAGCGAAGCUAUUCAGAGUCACGUGAAAAUGGUUUCGCUUGAGUAGACAGCUAUGGUGACGAUUAGCUGAGACAGUUAAAAAAAAACAUGAAAAAAGGCUGAAAAUAUUUAAUUCGUUUUGGUUUAUAGAGACGUUGUUGGGAUCAAUAAAAUAUAGGUUUACUUGGUAGGAAAGGAUUUGGUUCUUAAAGAGCAAAUAUAUCUAUUGUCGACAUGUAUAUGAAUACAAAAUUGCCAUGUCAGAUGUGAAGUUGCGUACACAAAGGAUCAUUAAUUUGUCAUUUGUUCAUUUCUUAUAAACUUUAACCAUUCGCUCGUCUACAUAUUUUAUGGACAAAAACCCAAAAUCAGAUAAUUAAGAAAAGAAACCAAAAAGAGAGAAAGGUCGUGCGAGAAGCAAUUAACAUGCAAAACUUUAGUGUUUAACGCCUCAUAGACGUUUUCAUAAGGGGUGUUUCUUAAUGUAUUCUACAAGAGAUUUAAUUGUAAUCAUCUUAAUUCCCCACUGCGAAGAAAACUGUGCACAGUCAUCGUAUCGGGACAUUAGUCCAUCCUCAUCACGAACAAGCUCACAUAUAGCAGCGACAGGAGGCAGACCUGCAAGCUUGCACAAAUCAACUGCAGCUUCUGUGUGGCCAUCACGAGCCAAAACACCUCCCCGUUGUGCCCUUAAAGGCACGAUAUGACCUGGUCGAUUGAAGGCUUUAGGAUUCUUUAGUUCUGGGUUGGCUAGUUGUCUGGUCGUGAGUGCACGAUCAUGUGCGGAUAUUCCAGUAGUAACUCCUUCUGUAAAGUCAACUGUAACUGCAUACGCUGUACGCAUCCUUUCUUCAUUGUUUUCGACCAUCAUGGGAAUAUUUAAUUCGUUCAAGCGUUCAGCAGUCGUAGGAACACAAACAUAGCCACUGUUUAAUCAAAGUCAGUAAGAUAUUCUAAAAUAGAGAUCAUUUUUGUAAUACCUUGAGUGUCGAACAAGAAACGCCAUUUGUUCAGUUGUAAGAU
Molecule: messenger RNA, 2357 nt
Organism: Schizosaccharomyces cryophilus OY26
Lineage: Eukaryota; Fungi; Ascomycota; Schizosaccharomycetes; Schizosaccharomycetales; Schizosaccharomycetaceae
Product: ribosomal export complex protein Arx1
Exons: 3
Coding region: 148-1401 (417 amino acids)
Source: RefSeq, a predicted model, not a curated record